This is a messenger RNA of Bufo bufo (common toad), 2039 nucleotides long. RefSeq names its product homeobox C6 (gene HOXC6). The record is from RefSeq and is a predicted model, not a curated record. Gene Ontology annotation, molecular function: RNA polymerase II cis-regulatory region sequence-specific DNA binding; DNA-binding transcription factor activity, RNA polymerase II-specific. The coding region runs from base 525 to 1229 and encodes 234 amino acids. Gene Ontology annotation, cellular component: nucleus. NCBI's taxonomy places the organism in Eukaryota, Metazoa, Chordata, Amphibia, Anura, Bufonidae. The transcript is spliced from 2 exons. Gene Ontology annotation, biological process: regulation of transcription by RNA polymerase II; anterior/posterior pattern specification.
AUAAAAUUAAUUUCUGCAUGUGUAAUCAGAUGCAUGCACAUGAAGAUCGCCCUGUAUAUUGUGAUGUUCCCCCCAUAGGACGAGCCUGUUUCUUGUCUGCUAAGUUCCCAAUGCUUGUGCAUACAUUAGAUUCUAUUAAGAACAAAGUGAAUUUCUAUGGGAAUAAAAUGCAAAUCAGCUGCAAGCUCCUGCGCCCCAGAGCUCCGCGAGGAUACGUUUUUUUUUUUUCUUCUCUCUCUCCCUUAUUUCAUUUUAUUUUUCCUCCUCCCAAUAACUAAUUUGAUCUUUGUAAUUCCAAGACUUUACUUUGAAUGUAUAUACUUCCAACUGGGGAAUCAACACAAGCAAAACCAAUUUUUUCCUCUCUUGACAUGUCGCCUCCUAUUGGCUGCAGGCGGGUCAGCUGACUUUGUCAUUUUGUCUGUCCUGGAGUGGAGCCGUCCCUAUAACAAUCUAGUUCAGACUACAAACUGGAGACAGAAAUAAAUAUUAAAGAAAUCUUACAGGCAGGUAAAGGAGAAGAUAUGAAUUCCUAUUUCACCAACCCCUCUUUAUCCUGCCAUUUAGCGAGUGGCCAAGAAGUCCUCCCCAAUGUGGCCCUUAAUUCCACUGCCUAUGACCCUGUUAGGCAUUUCUCCACUUAUGGAGCAGCCGUUGCUCAAAAUAGGAUCUACUCUUCUCCAUUUUACACCCCGCAAGAUAAUGUUGUUUUCAGCUCCAGCCGAGGCCCCUAUGAGUAUGGAUCUAAUGCAUUUUACCAGGACAAGGACAUGCUUACUAGCUGCAGGCAGAACUCUAUGGGACACAAUACACAGACUUCCAUUGCACAGGAUUUUAACAGUGACCAAAACAGAUCCAGUGUCCAGGAACAGAAAACCAGCAUCCAGAUCUACCCAUGGAUGCAGCGCAUGAACUCCCACAGUGGGGUGGGCUAUGGCACGGACAGAAGGCGAGGUCGCCAGAUCUACUCCCGUUAUCAGACCCUGGAGCUGGAGAAGGAAUUCCACUUCAAUCGCUAUCUGACCAGGCGCAGGAGGAUUGAGAUCGCCAAUGCACUUUGCUUAACAGAGCGUCAGAUCAAAAUAUGGUUCCAAAACAGGAGGAUGAAGUGGAAAAAGGAGAGUAACCUGACUUCUACCCUGACUGGGGGCAACGGGGGAUCUGCUGACAGCCUGACCGGGGGUAAGGAGGAGAAGCAAGAGAACACAGAAGAACAGCCCAAAGAGUGAGUGAAUGGGGGGCUUCCACCAGCAUCCCCCCUCUCACCUCGCCGUCCCCCCUCCUUCCCAGCUGGCAGAAUUCAUAUGGAUGGGCUGCAUUAUGGAAACAAAAUAUAUAAAUAUAUGAAAAUAUAUAUCUACACAUCUCUUUCUAGAGCCAAAAGUGGACUAGCAAUCCAGUGGAGGAGAAGGACAACUAGAAGUUUGCUAGCUCUGGCCAGUUUUUUUUUGUGAUCCACCAUUAUGGCUUUGAGUCUCUCUCUGUGAUGUUGUUUCUCCAACUUUAACUUAAAAACAAAAAAAAAACAGUAUUCCAAAAAGUCUCACAUUUCCUUGUACAAGAACCAUUGCCUGCAAACACAAGGGAGAAGAAGACUUUGCCUGUGUGUGUUGUGUGCUGUGUGAUGGGAUGGACCCAGCACAGAUCAAAUGUGAAGAGCUCUCCCCAAGAAACUGUCCUCUUGCCCCCUCUGUGCCCUUUUGAGCCACGUCCAUGCAGCAUUUCCCCUCAUAGCCUGACUGUAUUAUUUGGAUGAUCCUCCAUAUUCCAUACUGUGACAGUUCCCGUGUGAACCUGAUUUCUCAUUGUGCCGUGGUGUCAGUAUUCCUAUUUAUGUCAGCACUGCAAUGUCCAGUAGUAGCUCGUAAAAUGAAGUUUCAUAGCUGUAGAAUAAUGGUUUCAUUCUGUGUCUCACUGACCAUGUAUAAAGAUCACGUCCUAUGGACAAACUGUUGAGUAUUUAAUAAAGUUGAUAUUAUUUUUAUGUGCUGUUCUAUGUAUUUUUUUAUUUCCUGGAAAUACCCAGCAUUUUACUAGUG